AAAGAAUGAAUCUAACGAGCAUAUCGGCCGUCCGGGACCACUAUGGAGGACCCCCAUUUAACAAACGCUGCGGCUUGUAGGGCUCAUUUGUCCUUUAAUUCUCCUGUGCGAUAUGUGCUUGUGGAACUAAAAAAAAAAAACCCAUCGACUGAGAGUCAGACCAGGCGAGUUCUGCUCCCUACGUGUCCGUACAAGUGUGCUGAUAAGAAGGGGAGUGGAUAGCAACCCAGUAAAACAAACCCCGCCGAAGAGAGUAGCGGAGACGGCGCUGCAAAGCUGGGGGCUGCGUGGCAAAUUACAAAGCAAAUGUUACAAAAUAAUAAAUAAAUAAAAAGGAGACCAAACUGGAUUUUUUGGGGAUUUCGGAUAGAGUCCGGACGCAAAUGUGCAGCCUUAAGAGGAUCUAAGCUCAGAGAAGAACAUCUGACCCCACGUCCCGUCAUGAUGUUGGUUUAAGCCCCAAAAUGGCCGCUGAAAUGGCACCUUCAGUUUCCUGACAUGGGAGUGACAUUGCUCUAUUAGGUAAACAGAAGCUGCCACAUUUUGACUCAUCACAUAUAAGAGGAAAGGAAGGACAGGACCGGUGUACUAUGGCAUGACGUUGCAGCCGCUUCAUGUGGGACUAGGACCCACUUGAAAAUAUUCCAGCCCAAAUACUUCACCUUCCCACAAUGCCCUGCUUUCUUCGGGGGAAGAUAAAGCUUUUGGCUGCAUCUUUGGCAUUCAUGGUACUUCUCACAUGGCUAUAUCUCAUUGUUUGGAACUUGGAGAGUGGGCGGUCCUUACUGCUCUCCCCCUGUCUUGUUGACCAAUCAGAGCUCGGGUACUUGGAGCGUGAUGUGCUCAUAUCACGGAUGCGAAAGGUGGAGGAGGAGAACCAGCAGCUACGGGCACAGCUCCGCCAGUCCCAGGGUAUGGCACACGUGCAGGAGGGGAACUAUGGGAACCAGCAGUGGGUGGCAUCUGCAGACACGGGCACUGAAGACGGCGAGAAUACGGCAGAAGAGCGGGUCAACGGGACUGACUGUGAGCGCCGGCCAAUGGUUGAGAAAUGUGAGGUAAUCCACGUCGCGUGCGUGUGCGCCGGUCACAAUGCCAGUCGAGAUGUGGUCACCCUGGUCAAAUCCAUACUGUUCCACAGGAGGAAUCCCCUCCACUUUCACUUCAUCACGGACGCGGUCGCCCACCAAAUCCUCAGCUCCCUCUUUGCGUCCUGGAUGGUGCCGUCCGUGCUGGUCAGCUUCUACGACGCAGAUGAUCUGAAGUCAGAGGUGUCCUGGAUCCCCAACAAGCACUACUCAGGGAUAUACGGUCUGAUGAAGCUCACCCUGACCAAAGCACUUCCUACCGACCUCACCAAAGUCAUCGUCCUGGACACGGACAUCACCUUCGCCACUGAUAUUGCUGAGCUCUGGGCUGUCUUCAGGAAGUUUGCAGACAAGCAGGUAAUUGGACUGGUGGAGAAUCAGAGUGACUGGUAUCUGGGAAACCUCUGGAAGAAUCAUAAGCCUUGGCCUGCCCUUGGACGCGGAUUCAACACGGGGGUCAUUCUGUUGCUGCUGGAGAGGCUGCGUGGGAUUGGCUGGGAGCAGAUGUGGCGGCUGACUGCGGAGAGGGAGCUUAUGAGCAUGCUCUCAACGUCACUGGCCGACCAGGACAUAUUUAAUGCGUUUAUCAAGCAAAACCCAGUCCUGGUGCACCAGCUUCCCUGUUUCUGGAACGUUCAGCUGUCCGACCACACGCGCUCAGAACAGUGCUACACCGAGGUGUCCGACCUCAAGGUGAUCCACUGGAACUCGCCCAAGAAGCUGCGUGUGAAGAACAAGCACGUGGAGUUCUUCCGGAACCUGUACCUGACCUUCCUGGAGUACGACGGAAACCUGCUGCGCAGGGAGCUCUUCGGCUGCCCCAGCCAGCCCAGCCCCGAGAGCGUCCCGUUACAGGCCGCGCUGGAGGAGCUGGACGAGGACGACCAGUGCUACGAUUUCCGGCGGGAGCGGAUCACGGUGCACAGAAUGCAUCUGUACUUCCUGCAGUACGACUACAGCCCCACCGAGGACGGCUCUGACGUCACCCUCGUCGCCCAGCUCUCCAUGGACAGGCUGCAGAUGCUGGAGGCCAUCUGCAAGCACUGGGAGGGCCCCAUCAGCCUGGCCCUCUACAUGUCCGACGCCGAGGCCCAGCAGUUCCUGCGCUACGCCCAGUCCUCGGAGCUGCUGAAGAACCGCAGGAACGUGGGCUACCACGUGGUCUACAAGGAGGGCCAGUUCUACCCCGUCAACCUGCUGCGCAACGUCGCCCUGAGGCACGCCAGCACCGCAUACGUGUUCCUGGCCGACGUCGACUUCCUGCCCAUGUACGGCCUCUACAGUUACCUCAGGAAGUCCGUCCUGCAGCUGGACUUGGCUCACACCAAGAAGGCGCUGGUGGUACCAGCCUUUGAGACCCUGAGGUACCGUCUCUCCUUCCCCAAAUCCAAAGCUGAGCUCCUCUCCAUGCUGGACAUGGGGACCCUCUACACGUUCAGGUACCACGUAUGGACCAAGGGCCACGCACCGACCAACUACGCCAAGUGGCGGACGGCCACCACCCCCUACAAGGUGGAGUGGGAGCCCGAUUUCGAGCCCUACGUAGUGGUGCGGCGGGACUGUCCGGAGUACGACCAGAGGUUUGUAGGGUUUGGCUGGAACAAAGUCUCCCACAUCAUGGAGCUGGACGCCCAGGAGUACGACUUGGUGGUCCUACCUAAUGCCUUCAUGAUCCACAUGCCACACGCUCCCAGCUUUGACAUCUCCAAGUUCCGCUCCAGCCCCAGUUACAGGUUCUGUCUGAGCGUGCUCAAGGAGGAGUUCCACCAGGAUCUGUCCCGAAAGUACGGCGCCGCAGCUCUGAAAUAUCUCACAGCUGAGAGGAAUAUCUGAGACUCAGCUGCUGUAGGAGUUCAGGUCAACGGGGAGUGUCAGUUUCUGACCGUGAGAUCUUAACCAAACGUUUGCCAGGAGAAGGUCACAAGGCGGACACAGCUGUUGUACCUCUGAGCAUAAAUAUAUUAUAAAAUAUACAGCUGUGUAAAUGGAAUAAAAGUUAUACACUAGGUUGCUUUUAAUAAGAGCAUCUGCUAAGUAAUGAAAACAAAGAUAUUCUUUUUUGAUAUGAGUGUCUGGACCCCUGAAUGUGUAAAAAUGAUGUGGACGAAUCUUUUAAGGGGAUUAAAUGGUAUUGCGUGUUAAUUAGGUGAGGAAAACACUUAGCACACUGUAUUUAUUUUAAUUGCAAUAUUUUUAUGUACGUAAAUGAUUUACACACAGUAACAAUUAUAAUUUACACUAUAAAUUAUAUAUGAAUUGUUUAUUCCUGUAUUUUUCCCCUCAGAGGUAAAAGAAAUGUCUGUUUAUUCUCUGUGUAUAAAUGGUACGAGCUUGGGAAGUUUCCAGAAAGGUAUUUAAGUACUUGUGUUGCAUUCUUUCACUUGCCCAGUGAUGUGUUAUGAAUGAAACUGGCUGGUUUUAAGUCAGUUUGCUCAAUGAUAUUACUGUCGCUUUACCAAAUAAUUUAUUACAGUAUCCAACCAGUUACACUUAUGUUUGUAUAAUUAUUAUUAUGUCUCUUACUGCCUGUCAGAACCAUAUUAAUCAUAAAUUAUUGCACUAUUCAAGUCAAGGGAGAGUCAAAGGAAGUUGGUAAAAGAUUUAGAAUUUUUGGUAUUAUUUAAUUUCAUGUUUUAUUGUGCUUUGGGGGAAUCUUUUGUAAGACUAUUUAACCUUAGAGAUGACUUGCGCUGUUGCUCUGGGCCAUCUGUUUUGUUUCAACUUAAGAUUUGCAUUAAUGCUACCACCCUUCCCCCUCACCCCCCCCCAUCACUUGAUGGAGCAAUCUGAUCAUUAUGAGGCCCAAAUGGAACAGUUCCAUUGGGAGGAGGGCUAACACAGACAGUAUCUGUAAGGUACUCUGCAGUGAGCUCACUGUAUGUGAGGUGUCAUUAGCAAGAACGCAGUGACGAUAAUGACUGCCUUCGGAGAUUACCACAUGCCAUGCCAUUGUGAAGACACCCACAAACUGCAGUAAAUGCCAGUGCCUUUGCUGUAUUCAGAGAGAAAUGGUACUGAUUGUAUACAAGGAGGAGCUAUGUCACAGGCUGUGUAUUUGUCGUUGUUGACUUAAAUCAUUCUUAUUUUUCUAUUAUGGGGACACAACUGCUUUGAAUAAAAUUAUUCUUUUUGUAA
Paramormyrops kingsleyae is the source of this 4223-nucleotide messenger RNA. RefSeq names its product LARGE xylosyl- and glucuronyltransferase 2 (gene large2). Gene Ontology annotation, molecular function: glucuronosyltransferase activity; xylosyltransferase activity. NCBI's taxonomy places the organism in Eukaryota, Metazoa, Chordata, Actinopteri, Osteoglossiformes, Mormyridae. Gene Ontology annotation, cellular component: Golgi apparatus. The record is from RefSeq and is a predicted model, not a curated record. Gene Ontology annotation, biological process: protein O-linked glycosylation via mannose.